Ectocarpus siliculosus is the source of this 1320-nucleotide messenger RNA. Lineage: Eukaryota; Phaeophyceae; Ectocarpales; Ectocarpaceae. The record is from the annotation of a GenBank genome assembly.
AUCUCGGACUUGGACGUUGCACAGCUCCCAGUACCACCCCAACAAGUGCUAUAGUUGUGCACGGACACAAAGAGCUUUUAAAAGCCGUUGCAUGCUCGCACACUUGCUGUCUUCUGCAGCUUUCCUCCUGCUUUCACCCCUGAUUUCAUCGAGCAUGCUCUGCCACUCCGCUGCCGGUCCCGCUCGAGGAGCGGGGCACGCCACGGCCGCGAUGGACGGCACAAGGCAGCACACGUCACAGCCAAUCGUCACGGGUACUUCGGUUCUGGGCAUCAAGUACAAGGACGGAGUGAUGCUGGCGGCGGAUACCUUGGCGUCGUACGGCAGCUUGGCCCGCUACAAGAACGUCGAACGCCUCAAACCGGUGGGUGAGUGCACGCUGAUCGGGGCUUCGGGGGAGUACUCGGACUUCCAGCACAUCAUGGAGACCCUCGAAGAUUACCACCAGUACGACGUCAACAUGGACGACGGCUUCGAGAGGAGUCCCGCAGAGAUCUACAACCUGCUGAGGACCAUCAUGUACAACCGCAGAAACAAAUUCAACCCGCUGUGGAACUACCUGCUCAUCGCCGGCUGCAAGAAGGACGGUACCGCUUUCCUUGGCUCUGUUGACCACAUCGGGACUUGCUAUGAGGACAACAUUCUGGCCACGGGUUUCGGUGGACACCUGGCGCUGCCCAUCCUUCGCAAGAAGUGGAGGCCGGACCUGGAGGAGGGAGAGGCUAGGGCUUUGCUGGAGGACUGCAUGCGGGUGCUCUUUUACCGCGAUUGCCGGGCGCUGAACCGGAUCCAGAUCGCGAAGGCCACCGCGGAGGGCACGGUCGUCAGCGACGCGUACAAGGUGGACACAGAAUGGAGCUUGGCCUCGUUUAGCCAGCCGAAGGCCGGGCAGGAUACUGACGGGAGCUGGUGAUGACGACAUGUCUAGGUUGUUUAGGAAGGCCGGGCGGGCUUGGGGACAGUCGCGCGUGGGUUGCCCGCAAGGUGUUGCAGGCGGGGUGCUGAUGACCAUCUGGCGGCAGCUUCCUAGCGCAAAGUGUGUAUCCUCGUGACACUAACACCAUUGAUUGUUUUUCCCAAAGGGGGGGAAGGCAUUGGUAGGUGUGACUGCUCCGUCACUCCUGCUGGUGUCUCUUGGAACAAGCUCUGACGAUGCAGGCACCAAUUUUGGUUGGUCGACGUUCGGGCGGCAUCUUUCUUGGCACUACUGCUGUAUUGUUCUAGUGGGCAAGUAGUGUGUGGGUGGCGCGGGCGAAAUAACCUAACCAGAUGGCCGGAGUGCCGCCAACUGUAAUAAUCACACCUGCCGUUAUGAUGGCG